This is a messenger RNA of Candoia aspera, 7318 nucleotides long. It is a transcript of the gene RAB3GAP2, whose product is annotated as RAB3 GTPase activating non-catalytic protein subunit 2. The transcript has 35 exons. Gene Ontology annotation, biological process: regulation of GTPase activity. The record is from RefSeq and is a predicted model, not a curated record. Bases 73 to 4212 code for a protein of 1379 amino acids. NCBI's taxonomy places the organism in Eukaryota, Metazoa, Chordata, Lepidosauria, Squamata, Candoiidae.
GUGGGGUUGGCAGUCAGGAUCGCGAGUCGGGUGAGCCAGCGGGGCUUCGGGCGCGGGAGAGAGGGCAACGCCAUGGCCUGCACUCUCGUGCCUUUCUGCAGCUUCCAGGACCUCGAGUCGGCGCGGGAUUUCCUGUGCUCUCAUCUUCGGCAGAGUGGCGCGGGUAAAUCAUCAAACUGGGAAGAAGAGAGUUGGGGUCCCUGGGAUGAAGCAGCGACUCAAGAACCUGAAGAAGAAGACGACUCAGCAUCUAAAACACAAGCAAGUUCCUGGCUGCAGGACUGUGUAUUAUCUUUGUCACCAACAAAUGAUCUCAUGGUAAUAGCUCGUGAGCAGAAAGCAGUGUUUUUUGUCCCAAAAUGGAAACAGAAUGAAAAAGGGAAAGAAGAAAUGCAAUAUGCGGUUGGCUGGAGUGGGUCUCUUGGUUGGAAUGGCCCUUGCAGUGUUGAAGAAAUGGAAUGUGUAACUAGUGCAUUGUGCAUCCCCCUUGCAAGUCAAAAGAGGAGCUCCACAGGCCGUCCUGACUGGACCUGCAUUGUUGUAGGAUUCACUUCCGGCUAUGUCCGCUUCUAUACUGAGAGUGGAGUAUUGCUUCUGGCACAGCUUUUAAAUGAAGAUCCUGUCCUGCAGCUUAAAUGUAGAACUUACGAGAUUCCACGGCAUCCUGGAGUUACAGAACAGAAUGAGGAACUGAGCAUCCUAUAUCCUUCAGCAAUUGUGACAAUUGAUGGUUUUAGCUUAUUCCAAUCUCUCCGUGCUUGUCGAAAUCAAGUAGCCAGGGCUGCAGCUUCAGGCAAUGAAAAUGUUCAGCCACCUCCAUUAGCCUAUAAGAAGUGGGGUUUGCAGGAUGUGGAUACCAUUGUUGAUCACAUUAGUGUUGGUAUCAUGACUCUGUCGCCUUUUGAUCAGAUGAAGACUGCUUCCACUAUGGGUGGAUUUAAUGCAGCUAUAAAGAACAAUCCUCCUGCUAUGUCUCAAUAUAUUACUGUGGGGUCUAAUCCUUUCACUGGAUUCUUCUAUGCCCUUGAGGGCAGUUCACAGCCAUUGCUGUCUCAUGUUGCCUUCACAGUUGCAAGUAAGCUGACAUCUGCAUUCUUUAAUGCUGCUAGUGGCUGGCUUGGCUGGAAAAACAAGCAGGAAGAAGAGCCUAUACAGAAAAAGAAACCCAAGGUUGAACCUGCAACUCCUUUACCUGUGAGGUUUGGAAUCCCAGAUUCUCGUCGACAUGGAGAAAGGAUAUGUUUGUCACCAUGUAAUUCUUUAGCAGCAAUUACUGAUGAUUUUGGAAGGGUUCUUCUAUUGGAUGUUACAAGAGGUCUUUCUGUUCGUAUGUGGAAAGGCUAUCGUGAUGCACAGGUUGGUUGGAUUCAGAUUGCAGAAGAUCUACAUGAAAGGGAAUCUAUCAAGAUAGAUUUUUCACCUCUUAGUACCCCUCAGGGACCAAGCAGAGUGGCUCAGUUCCUUGUGAUUUAUGCUCCUAGGAGAGGAAUUUUGGAAGUAUGGAGCACCCAACAAGGUCCAAGGGUUGCAGCCUUCAAUGUAGGAAAACACUGCAGGUUGCUGUAUCCUGGCUAUAAAAUAAUGGGGCUGAACAGCGUAACAAGUCAGGGUUGGCAGCCUCAGACCUAUCAGAUCUGUCUUGUUGAUCCAGUAUCAGGAACAGUAAAAACAGUUCACGUACCUUUCCAUUUAGCCCUGAGUGACAAGAAGAGUGAGCGAGCAAAGGAUAUGCAUCUACUGAAGAAAUUGGCUGCCUUGCUGAAAGCUAAGACAUUAAAUCUGGAUACAGUUGAGGUUGAAGUAAAGGAAUUAAUACUGGAUGUUAAAUACCCUGCUACUAAAAAACAGGCUUUAGAGAGCAUCCUGGCAAAUGAGCGUUUGCCAUUACCUUUUCUGAUGAACAUCACACAAGCACUGAUGGAGACCUUAAAAAAUCAGGAGGUGGAUUGUAUUGAUGAAGGGUUGCUGCAGUUCUGUGCAAAUAAACUAAAACUGCUGCAGCUUCACGAGUCAGUCAGCAAUCUAAAUUCUCAGAAUAUACCGCCUGAGAUGGAGCCAUCUGAGAACGUCUUGGCUAAAUUACUCCGGUUAGAUGAAAAAGAAUUGACUAGGCUGCAGAUGUUACUUGAGACGUACAAACAGCAGAACACCCAGCCUUUGGUACAUUUUGUGGACGAUAAAGAUGGAAUGCUGCCUGUGAAAACUUUCUUGGAGUACCUGGAUUAUGAAAAAGAUGCAAUUAAUGUGAAGAAGCUAGAUGAGAAGGAAUAUGUGGCUUUAGGAGGGUUUUUUUUCUGGAAAUGUUUACAUGGAGAAAGUUCAACAGAAGAAAUGUGUCAGACCCUGAAGUCUGCAGGAUUUACCCCCCACCUAUUAUUGUCCCUGCUGCUUAGUGUGUGGCUUUCCAAGGAAAAGGCUGUUCUUCAUAGGACCCACUCAGUUUGCUGCCUCCAUGCUGCACUGUCACUUCUGAGUAGAAUGACAGAUGUUUCAUGGGAUUCUCAGUCCAUCUCCCCCUGGUGGCAGCAGAUGCGAACAGCCUGUAUUCAGUCUGAGAAUAACGGAGCUGCCUUAGUAUUUGCUUAUGUUGGGCAUUCAGUAACAGCACAGAUAACUGAGGGUCUUGCAGAGAAAAAGUUUUCCCAGAUAACUGUAGGUGCUGAUACAGAUUCCUGGGAAGCCCUCUCGCUCGAUACAGAAUACUGGAAGCUUCUGCUGAAACAGUUAGAGGAUUGCCUAAUACUUCAGACACUUCUGAAUAGUAAACUGAGCAAGAAGACAAGCCCAGCUUCUUCUUUGCAGGCUGAGCCCCUGGGGAGACUUUCUGUAAAGAAGUUGCUUGAAGGAGGAAAAGGGGGCAUUGCUGACAGUGUAUCCAAAUGGGUUUUCAAGCAAGACCUCAGUCUGUCCUUACUCAGAUUAGGCCGACAGAAAAAUGAAGCAGAAAGCAAGGAGGAACCACAGCAGGCUGGCAGCAGCCUUGUAGGUGAGGAUGGAGAAGACCAGCCAAGCAUGGAACCCAUAUUAGAACUACUCCAUUUAGCAUAUGAACAGUUUCCUUGCAGCCUGGAGAUGGACGUCCUCCAUGCACAUUCCUGCUGGGAGUAUGUUGUGCAGUGGAACAAAGACCCAGAGGAAGCACGUUUUCUCAUCAGGUCCAUAGAACAUCUCAGAUGCAUUGAUAAUGCUCAUAUUCAACAUGGAAUUGCUCUAAUGAUGUGGAACACAUUCAUAGUGAAAAGGCUUUCUGCUGCUACCUACUUAAUGGACAAGGUUGGAAAAGCACCAAAGGACAGAUUAUGCAGACGGGAUGUAGGGAUGAGUGACCACGCCGUGUCCUGUUUCCUUGGGUCUUGCUCAGAUCUUCUUCAGACUCUCAUGGAGGCUGAUAUACGGUGUGACGAAAUGCCACUUCCUGUGCUGGACACAGAAGAUGCCUGGGUGUCUGUGGAAGGGCGCAGCUCGUUAGUGGAGUUAGCACUUGAACAGAAGCACAUCCAUUACCCUCUAGUCGAGCACCAGUCUGUGCUCGGCAUAGUCUUGUAUGGAAUCAUGAAGUUCUCACUGAAGAGUGUGAAGCCCCUCUCUCUCUUCGAUAGCAAGGGUAAAAAUGCUUUUUUCAAAGACUUGACUUCAAUUCAGUUGCUGCCUAGUGGGGAUGUGGAUCCUACUCUGCUUACCUUACGCCAUCAAUUCUUAACCAAACUGGUGAGUGCGUUGGCCCAGGCCCAGGCUCCGGCUAAGACGACAGACGGACUAGAAGAAGUAGUUGCUGUGUCACUGAAGGACAGAGAUUGGCCUGCCUUGGCUUUGGAUCUGGCACAACAUCUUCAAAUUGCUGAGGAUGUAAUCAGACGGCACUAUGUGUGUGAGCUCUAUAGUUAUGGCCUGGAUCAUCUUGGAGAAGAGGCUAUUCUUCAGGUACAGGACAAAGAAGUUCUUGCAUCACAGUUGUUGGUACUGACUGGACAGAGGCUGGCCUAUGCCUUGCUGCACACUCAGACAAAAGAAGGCAUGGAGCUGUUGGCCAGGCUACCUCCAACACUUUGCACUUGGCUUAAAGCUAUGGAUCCACAAGAUCUUAAAAAUGUAGAAGUGCCAAUUACUACAACUGCUAAAUUAGUAAAUAAAGUGAUAGAACACCUACCAGAAAACCACGGGCAGUAUAGUGUUGCCUUGCAUCUAAUUGAGGCUGUGGAAGGAAUGUCAUGACAGCAAGACUGAAAUUGAAGCACAGUGGCUAAACAGUUCUCUAACAGAAGUGGAGACUUGUACAUAAGAAGUAGAAUCAUCCUGAUGAAACAAUCUCACGUGGCUUUGGUAAUCUAACAGCUCAAGACUAGGAGAUGAUAAUGUAUGUGAAGAUCUACCUUUGGUGGGUAAUGCCAGCAGUGUCACUUUUGUAUAUUUGUGUAUAACUCUAAAUAUUUAUUUCUCACGCCAAGCAUUUGUGUAGUAGUUUGCUUAAGAACGGUUUGGUGCUGUUCAAAUUAAAAUGUUAAGAAUUUCCUAUGUGCUAGAAGAUAAGACUGCUUUUUCAAAUGUUAAAAGACGAAUUUAAUCAGAAGCUGAAAAAUCAGAGCUGUUACAUCUUGUGUAUGUUGGUUAGGUAAUACUUCUGGUUCUCAAAGUGAUAGCCUAAUUGCAUUUAAUCACGAAGCAGCUGGCCACAAGCUUACAGCAUUAAAGGACGACUUUCUGCAAUUAUGUUAUGGCUGCGUUUACACUCUGAAAACAGCGUCCACUUGCGAAGAGCAAGCUGUCCAUUGGGAAAAAAUUAUUGUAGAAACCAAAAAAGAUGCCGCCUUUUCAUGUUUUUAUAAAGUAUCAAAUAAAAUCAGGAAUCUAAUUUUAGCUUAUCACUUCUGUAAAAGCAUCAGUCUCAUUUGUAACAACUCUCCUUGCUGUACAUCUUACUGUAACUUGGUCUACUCUGCCACCUUCCCCAUGUUGGGUUUUAUUUUUGGCCCACAACUGGCCCAAUACAUGACAGUGUUAAUAUUGACAAAUUGGAUGGACUAAUCCAGUGUUUUUCAAACUUGGCAAUUUAAAGUUGUGUGGAUUUCAGCUCCCAACAUUCCUGAGUCAGCAUGCUGGCUGGGGAAUUCUGGGAAUUGAAGUCCACACAUCUUAAAAGUUGCCAAGGUUGAAAAAUGCUGGACUAGAGUGUGCUGAAGUUAGCACAGAAUAGUCGAAGGAACUGGGUAUCUUUGCUCUGGAGAAAAAAGAGGAUACAAUAGUCCUUCAGUUAGAAGAGAGUGGUCUGAGAUUCAGUGGGACUGGGUGAUAGAACCAAGCAUGUGAAGUUCUUUACAUCUGGUCUGCUGAAGAUGCUGUUGUAGAGGAUGAGUGGAUAUUUUGUAAAUCAGCUGUAUUGUUCUUAAAAUGCUAACAAUCAUAGUAAUCAGCUGAGUAUCCCCCCCCCAAAUGUUUCUGUAGAAAAUUGUUGAGACUUGUCUCAGAUGAGUUUCUUUACCCUUAAAAGGCUGCUACAACUUUCAAAACUAAAGGAACAGUCAUCCAUCCAUAUUUAUCACUAAACAGUUGUUUAACAAGAUAAUUUCUUAAUCGUGAUUGAGAAAUCUAGACCAGGAUAGAGGUUCCACAUACCUUUUUCUUUCUGAGUGGCUGGGGGGGGGCAGUUUGAUUCUGUUUGGAAAUAACUACAGUAAAAAGGUUCAUGCAGGCCCAUGAACUGCAAUAAAGCUGCACCACCUAAGUGCUAAAGUCUAAAGUAAACCGUCAGCUAGCUAAUAUUGGACUAAAAAAGCCAGCUGGUUUAUGGAUUUGAAUUCCUCUUGUGCUGCUUUUCAAACUUAGAGGGAAAAAAAAGGACUAUCAGGCAUUUUAAUAAGCAUUUUAUUAAGUGUACAAGCUUAAAUAUAUAUACACUAAUUUUGAAUUUAGCUUUCCAACUCUCAGAAAGAAGCAGUGUGUCAGCUUCUAUGUAGAUGCUUCUGUACUCCAAGUUUUCCAAAAAUGUGAAUCCUGCUUCAGAGAGCACAUGACUAUUUGACUGCUUGGUGGCAUCAUUUCCCACCAAGUAUUUGCAUACAACGUGCGCAUGGAGUCUCUGCUGAAUCAGCAGUGUAUUUUCGACAGCGGGGGCAUUUUGAUUUGGCAGCUGGUAGAACAAUGACUUUAUAGGCAGACUCUUCUCGGAUAUCGCCACCUAUUUAAGAAAAGGUUAAAAUUAAUCCCACAUUAAAGACCAUUCUUCACUAUCUCUGAAUUAAGGGAAGUCCUCCUCUAGUCCUAUCACCGCAUGGCCCAAAUACUUUCAAAAUUUUGUGGAUAUGUAACAGAAGUUUACUUACCUUCUAAGUUUAUCAGAAAUGUGCCUUUAAUCAUAUCAUCAGUAUUCGUAUCUCUAGGUACUUCAGUCAGCAGUACUGUCUGUGAUGCCAUCAUUAUUUCAUUUAACUGAGAUGUACUAGAACACUCCUCAGGCUGCAGCAUCUAGUGAUAAAUUAUUAUGCUAACUAGUUUUUGAAAAGGAUACAAAUGCAAACUAAUCAAUGACAGUUCUAAUUAAGACAGAAGCUGGGACUGGUUUACCCAUACUUGAGCCAAAAAUGUGAUUUGGUAGCAAUAAAUGCAAACCAGUCUAUUAUGUCUUGUUCAGACCAUGGCUACAAAGAUCCUGGCUUAGUACUGUGAUAUCAGAUGUAGGCAUUCAAUUACAAUUCAUUACAAUUUCCAUUUAUGGUGAUGGUACAGUCUAUUUACAAUUCAUGAACUCUAAGACACAUUAUGGGGGUAUAUUAUAUAGGGAGUAUGUUAUAUGCAAUCCUAUUGGUCUGCAAUUGUAGAUACACAGUAGGGCCCUACAAUCCCAAUACACAGUCAUUUUACAAAUGAGGGGUUAAACGAAUCCUCAAAUAAUUUGCCUCUAUUUCAAGAAACUGAAAGCACCAAAUAAAAAUGGAGUAGUGGAGGGAUCCCUGGUUAGAAACAGUAGGAGUCCAAGGUUAAGUACUAUUGAACCUGCACAUCUUGUCCCCUGAAAGUAGGGAAGCCAGCAAAAAAAUAGUGGGAGUUAAAGGAAAUAUUUAUUUUGAAACGGGGGCAGGAAAACAAGAAACGUUUGAACUCAAGAUCACAGAAUUAUAGAGCUGGAAGGGACCUUGGAGAUUGUGCAAGUAAACUUAUUCUAUUUCUUGCCUUUGGAUUCUAUAUCAUGCUUAUCUAAUUCUAUAGUAAUAUUUAUUGCUGUGGUGAUAUAUGAACAUUUCUAUCUCUGAGUUGGACCUUAGUUAAUUUUGACAAAACAUCCCUUUGUGUUCUUGAGUGUUUUUGAAUUAAAGCAUUAUAAAUG